This is a messenger RNA of Schizosaccharomyces japonicus yFS275, 1095 nucleotides long. Its product is annotated as endonuclease Rec12. The record is from RefSeq and is a predicted model, not a curated record. Lineage: Eukaryota; Fungi; Ascomycota; Schizosaccharomycetes; Schizosaccharomycetales; Schizosaccharomycetaceae. Gene Ontology annotation, molecular function: ATP binding; DNA binding; DNA topoisomerase type II (double strand cut, ATP-hydrolyzing) activity. Bases 37 to 1095 code for a protein of 352 amino acids. Gene Ontology annotation, cellular component: chromosome. Gene Ontology annotation, biological process: DNA metabolic process. The transcript is spliced from 3 exons.
CACACUGAUUGGCCCAUAUUUCGCAUUCUCCGACACAUGCCAACCUUAAUUAAAACGCGUGACGUCAGUGCGGAGGACGCGUCGAAAAAGCAUAAAUUGCUGCAAAGACCGCUCCGUUCCUGUCCUCUCCCAACACCGAAACAGGUACAGAAUUGGAUGCAGGCUCGAUUGGAGGAAUUCUGCAUUGAAUUUCUUCGUGCAGUGAGUGAGAAUGAGCGGAUGAGUAGUGUAAAUCGCCUUUCGUUCCCGAAACACGCGAAAAGAUGCGCUCAAAUGUUUCGCCUCGUGGAUUUGCUGCACCAAGCGAUCAACAACAACACUGUGCUGCAAUUGAGAGAUAUUUAUUACCACGAUGUCGGCUUGUUCGAGCGACAAAGCACGGUAGACGCGCUCGUCCGGGAGCUAACAAGGACAUUCUGCUGCUCGCGGAGCGAAUUGCAUGUCACAGCAGCUGGAAAAGGGCUCGUGUACGGUCCAGUAACAAUUCAUACUAAACUAGACACUAUUUCAUGCAUGAGCAAGCCAUGGAUCAUUCAAUACUCCCUCGAUAUCCAGUCUAUCCGAACAUCAGCGGACACACUGGUAAUCGUGGAGAAAGAAGCCACUUUCCACACACUUAUCGACGCCUUUCCGCUUCCUAAUGUGGUUUUCGUUACAGCCAAAGGUUUUCCGGACUUGAGUACGCGCCAGUUCAUUUCACUCUUUGUACAAGAAACGGGUGUACGGCGGGCGUACGGGCUCUUCGACUGGGAUCCAUAUGGUGUUUCCAUCUACAUGUGCUACAAAUACGGAUCAAGCGUAACUCGUAAUGAAAACAUGUGCACCACUAAAACUUUACAACCGAUCGGACCGUUUUACGAAGACUUUAAGCAAUUAGAUGAGCAAUUCAUGCUUCCCAUCACUACAAGAGACUUUCGCAUUGCGAGCAAUCUGCUACGAACCAUACGUCCUCUCCAAGAACCGAUUGUUGUGCGAGAACUUCAAAAAAUGUUAUUCUUAGCUCGAAAAGCAGAGAUACAGGGCAUUCCAAACGUCAAGACUUGGCUUUCGAAGAAAAUAUCGCAAUUACCGUUUAGUACAGAAAUCCCGUCGUAA